AUGGCCGCCUCGUCCUCUUCCGGCUCUUCCUUCACUUCUUCUUCCCUAGGCCGCCCACCCUCGUACGGCCAGCCAUACGCGAGCCCCCUCGACUCGACAUGGACACCGACUUCGGGUGCCUCGACAAUCUCAGCUCUCACAUCAGAGGCCUCGGCACCCCAUGCCUCCCUCCAUCCGCUAGAUCUCGGCCCUCCUGGUUAUCAAGCCACCAUAAUCCUCUUUGAAAACACCCCCAACGAACGCACCGUCUACCUUGGCCCUUGGGAAGUGGUCGGCUCUGAGCAGCGCCGCGUCCUCUGGCAAUGCAGCUACCAGAGCGAGCUUCUAGAACAUUUCCAUCCAUGCGAGCUCGAACUUUUUGUCAGUUUCCGCGAGCCACACCGGGUCCGGUACACGACGGGCGAAGGCGUGGUGAUCCACGACCAUCUCAUGGAGGUCAAGUACGAAUUCACCACCGUCGAGAGCUCGAUCCGCUUCCAAGGAGACGUCCGUCGGAAGGACUUGGUCGACUAUUACGAUGUUGAUGUUGUAUGGUCCGACGUGCACGGAAGAACAGACGGCUUUGGCAACAUCAGAGGCAUGGGACUGGUACAAAGGCUGAAAUUUUGGAGGGACCGUUAUUCGACUUACCACUCACUAACUGUAUUCGCUAAUCGCGCGGGCGGUCGCCAAUAUCGGGAAUACGAGAUACACAACUUCGACGGCGAGCUGCGCAACCGCGACGAUCGGCAUCGCCAAGUCCGCUUGACGGUGCGCGGAAGCCGGCGCAGUAGUGCCCCGGACAGCAGUGGCUCCUCCCGUUCGCGCUUCACCUUCUCACAUCGCAUGCGUCCGCGCGUAAGGUCGGGUUCCCAAGGAGGACAGACGAGCUCGGAAGCAGGCUCGUCAUCUAGCACUCUUGAUUUUCGGUAUUUGGGUAUCCAAUUCAGUAAGCGUGAAGGUACGGCAUAA
Messenger RNA from Colletotrichum spaethianum, 951 nucleotides. RefSeq lists its product as uncharacterized. Bases 1 to 951 code for a protein of 316 amino acids. The record is from RefSeq and is a predicted model, not a curated record. NCBI's taxonomy places the organism in Eukaryota, Fungi, Ascomycota, Sordariomycetes, Glomerellales, Glomerellaceae. The transcript has 3 exons.